This is a messenger RNA of Loa loa (African eye worm), 1474 nucleotides long. RefSeq names its product NEK/NEK6 protein kinase. The transcript has 10 exons. The coding region runs from base 314 to 1330 and encodes 338 amino acids. Gene Ontology annotation, biological process: protein phosphorylation. NCBI's taxonomy places the organism in Eukaryota, Metazoa, Nematoda, Chromadorea, Rhabditida, Onchocercidae. Gene Ontology annotation, molecular function: protein kinase activity; ATP binding. The record is from RefSeq and is a predicted model, not a curated record.
CUUUUACUGUUAAUCAAAUUUUGGGUUAGUGUUACUGAUAUGUCUGUCCGUAUACAACAUAAGCUGUUAUCAUUGCUCAAUUCGUCAAAUGAAAAUCUCAAUUUUAUACUUUUUACGACAUUCCAUAGCAAUUUUGGUUAUUGUUGCGAUUUUUUUCAAAGCAGGAAAAGGAUGGUCCAGUGAAAUGUGCUAUAUCCUAUAGCAUUAUAAAUGUACUAGUGGGGCAAUGGAUGUUGGCAGUUCAGAAGCAAUAUUAUAUGUCAUCAUGUGAUGGUUGAUUAAUGCACUGUCAUACGGGACAUUUCGCAUCGCCAUGCGUCACUUCAUAUCACACUGUGAUGGCAGAGUUAUGGUGGCAUCAUCACACUAUAAAGAGGAAAUAAAAGAGCAAAUGUCGAUGAAUGAUUUAUCAGCAAGAUAUGGAAAAUUGGAUGCAUUUGAAAUUGAAAAGAAAAUUGGUAAAGGACAGUUUUCGGAAGUGUAUAAGGCGCGAUGCAAGGAAGAUGGUAGCUAUGUUGCAUUGAAGAAAGUUCAGGUUUAUGAUAUGGUUGAUGCGAAGGCUCGACAAGAUUGUAUCAAAGAAAUUGAUCUUUUAAAGCAACUGAAUCAUGUUAAUGUUAUCCGAUACUAUGCUUCGUUUAUCGAAAACAAUCAGUUAAACAUUGUUCUAGAGCUAGCGGACGCAGGUGAUCUAAGUCGUAUGAUAAGGCAUUUCAAGAAAAAUAGGCGUCUUAUUCCUGAACGCACCAUUUGGAAAUACUUUGUACAAUUAGUGCGUGCACUGGAGCACAUGCAUUCGAAACGAAUCAUGCAUAGAGAUAUUAAGCCAGCCAACGUGUUCAUUACUGCGGAUGGUGCUGUCAAGCUUGGAGAUCUUGGCCUUGGCAGAUUUUUCAGUUCGAAAACUACAGCGGCACACUCUUUAGUUGGUACACCGUAUUAUAUGAGUCCCGAAAGAAUACAAGAGAAUGGGUAUAAUUUUAAAUCAGAUUUGUGGAGCAUUGGUUGCUUAUUAUAUGAGAUGGCUGCGUUACAAUCACCAUUUUAUGGUGAUAAGCUGAAUUUAUAUUCACUGUGCAAAAAGAUUGAAAAUUGCGAAUACCCACCUUUACCAGCUGAUAUUUAUUCACAACAGUUGCGUGAUUUAAUAUCUCGAUGCAUUUGUUCGGAUCCAAGUAAGCGUCCUGAUGUUGCUGAAGUACUUAAUAUUUCGGAACAGAUGAAUACGCAUUUUCAGUCAGCAGGAGCAAAAACCAUUAUAAGACCCCAUUAUCGGAACCGAAGUGAUGCUGACUCAAGUACAGAAACUGCCGUUGCUUUUAGUUCUUAGUGUAUGCACUUGAAAAACAAAUUGAAAUAGAUUGCUCUGUUGAUGCUUCUUUGUAGGUACUUAUUGACUCUUUUUUCGCAAACUAUAUAUUUUUCCAGUUCCUUUGUUCAAAAAUCUUUACUUGAUAUUCUCAUUUACAAAAAC